AGCCAAAAUGGUGUUGGAAUUGACAUUGUCAUCUAUGGCAGUUCUGGCUGCAACAUUUGUCAUUUUAUUUGGUUUCUUGAAGAAAACAAACGAAUGGUACUAUGUUAAUAGUUGGUCGGAGAAGAAGCAAAACCCUCUCCCGCCUGGCGAUAUGGGAUGGCCUUUCAUCGGCAACAUGUGGUCUUUCCUCCGAGCUUUCAACUCCCAAAACCCUGAUUCUUUCAUCCACAACUUGAUUAACAAGUAUGGACCAACCAGCAUUUACAAAACACAUUUGUUCGGGAGUCCGAGCAUCAUAGUUUGUAGUCCGGAGCUUUGCCGAAAGGUAUUGACGGAUGACAAACACUUCUCGUUCGGCUACCCUUCGUCAGCGAUACGAUUAGGAGGGAAGAAAUCAUUGUACGGAGUUCCGAAUUCGGAGCACUGGCGUUUGCGUCGGCUUAUAUCGGAUCCUAUCAAUGGCCAUCGUGCGCUAGCUUUGUACAUAGGCCAUAUUGAAGACAUUGUGAUCCCUUCAUUGGAAGAACUUGAUACCAUGGACCGACCGAUCAAGUUCUUCACUGAGAUGAAGAGGAUUGGUCUCAAGGUUAUUGCACAAGUUCUCCUCGGUUCCACCAAGGAUUCGAUUCUUACGUCGAUGGUGGAAUAUUACACAGAGUUGUUCCCUGGUGUGCUUUCCAUGCCUAUUGAUGUUCCUGGUUUCGUAUUCCAUAGAGCAAUCAAGGCCAGGAAAAAGUUGGUAAAGAUGAUUGAAGAUGAGGUAGAUGAAAGAAGAGCGACUACUUCUGUCCCUGCAGGCAUGAACAAAGGAAUGAUGGAUUUACUCAUGGAAGUAAAAAACGAGACCGGCGAAAAAUUGGAAGACGAGCAUAUCAUCGACUUAUUGCUGCUCAUCUUGUUCGCUGGUCACGAAACCACCGCACACACCGUAAUGUGGGCACUCAUCUACCUCAAUCAGCAUCCACAAAUGUUGCAGAAAGCCAAGGAAGAACAACAGGAGGUCAUAGAAAGAAGGUCAUCCUCACAGAAAGGCCUGACCCUCACUGAAAUCAAGCAAAUGGUUAUCUACCCAAGGUUUGUGAUUGAUGAGACUUUGCGAAGAAGCAAUAUUGCAUUCACAUUUUUUCGAAAAGCAGAAGCUGAUGUGAACAUUAAGGGUUACACCAUACCUAAAGGAUGGAGAGUUAUGGCUUGGCAUAGGGCUAUUCACAUGGAUCCCAACAUUUAUCCAAACCCGAAAGAGUUCAUUCCUUCAAGAUGGGAGAACCAGAGAUUGAAGGGAAGAACUUUCAUUCCCUUUGGAGCAGGAAGUAGAACCUGCCCUGGAGCUGAUCUUGCCAAGAUCCAAAUCUCUAUUUUUCUUCACUAUUUUCUUCUCAACUACGAGCUUGAACAGCUAAAUCCAAAUGGUCCAAUUAGUUACUUACCCUUGCCACGCCCAGCAGACGACUGCCUUGCGAGAAUCAUUAAGCUCCCAUGAUUAUCACAUUUGGUAUUA
Messenger RNA from Hibiscus syriacus, 1498 nucleotides. RefSeq names its product beta-amyrin 11-oxidase-like. Gene Ontology annotation, biological process: brassinosteroid biosynthetic process; sterol metabolic process; brassinosteroid homeostasis. NCBI's taxonomy places the organism in Eukaryota, Viridiplantae, Streptophyta, Magnoliopsida, Malvales, Malvaceae. The coding region runs from base 8 to 1480 and encodes 490 amino acids. The record is from RefSeq and is a predicted model, not a curated record. Gene Ontology annotation, cellular component: endoplasmic reticulum. Gene Ontology annotation, molecular function: heme binding; iron ion binding; ent-kaurenoic acid monooxygenase activity. The transcript is spliced from 6 exons.